AUGGCAAGCAACGGCCAAACCAACUCCGCGCCCUAUUCGCCCGUUCUCGAGACGAGCCGCAUCUUCUCCGAGCUCUGUGAGCAGUCAGAGCGUCUUAGUUUGCCGUCAGAGGUGCUCGCCAACAAAGACCGAGUUUCUUUCUCGUCCAGCCACAAUGAGAUCUAUUUCCCUAUUCCGUUCAAGGAGACGGAGACUCUCGCAGCAUUGAAGGGGAUUGAAGGCUCUGUGGCCGCGGCACUCGCGGAUCUGCGGUUUGGUCCGGGGGCGCAACCACGCGGUGUGCAGGUGAGCCUCGAGGGCGCUACUGCUUUCGGUUGCCAGGCAUACAUGGCGAAGAUCGACGGACUGUCGAAGCUGGAUCCCAAUGUGAAGUCUAAACUGAAAGAUACCGAUCUGCUGGCUGCUCAAUCAAAUGGCUAUCGCCGCAUGUCCGCCAAUUUGUACAAGACUAAGACUCCUGGAGAGUUCUAUCACAUCCACGGCUCAUUGGAAGCAACUACGACUCUCAACAUGAUUGGACUCGAGGGCCACCGGCCGGAUUUGACUGAUUACGAAGAUAUCAUCAAAGUCAUUGAGGACCGAGUCCAGAAAUACACAGUUCCCGAGCUGGAGGUAAUGAACAAGGAGAGGCGGCAAGCCGGUGUCCCAGCACUGAAGUAUGAGGACUUUAUCAAAACACCCCAUGGAAAAUUGAACGUUCAAGAACCCGCCUGGAAGGUCACGCAACUUCCUGGAAGCCUGCCUCCAACUCCCUUCCCUGCCAACCGCCCCGGCAGCAAGAAGAUCCUCGAGGGCGUUAAAGUCUUGGAAAUGUGCCGUAUCAUUGCCGGCCCGACGGUUACGCGCAUUCUGGCCGAGUAUGGUGCCGAUGUGCUGAAGAUUACUAGCCCGAAUCUGUCCGACGUGCCCUUCUUCCAGGUCGACGGCAAUAUGGGUAAGCACGCAGCUGAUUUGGACUUGAAGACUGAAGCUGGACGGCAAGAGUUUGAGAAGUUGCUGGCCGACGUUGAUGUCAUUGUUGAUGGCUACCGGCCCGGCGCGCUGGAGAAGCUCGGCUAUGGCCCGCAAGCCAUGGCUGCCCUGGCUGAGAAGCGUGGCAAGGGCAUUGUCUACGUGAAUGAGAACUGCUUUGGUUAUGAGGGCGAGUGGGCCAACCGAGCUGGAUGGCAGCAAAUUGCCGACUGUGUGACCGGUAUCGCUUGGGCUCAAGGCCAGUUCAUGGGUCUCUCGACCCCCGUCGUACCUCCGUUCCCCAUCUCAGAUUACGGCACGGGCUGCAUGGGCGCCAUCGCCGCUCUAUCCGGUCUUUACCACCGUGCCAAGAACGGCGGUUCCUACCACGGCAAGGCCUCGCUGAUGCACUACGAUCUUCUUCUCUUCGCCAUGGGUCAAUACCCUGCCGAUGUGCAAGAAAAGUUGCGCGCCGCGCAACCUGCCGAGUUCUUCAAGCUGCGGCACUGCGAUAGCGUAGAUCGUAUCUCGUCCACCGUCCUCAAGGGCAUGCAGGUGCGAUUCCCGCACCUGUAUACUCCGGCUGGCGCUAGCUCGGAAGAGGGACGUCAAGCGUUGACAGAGAAAUGGUUCUCCAAGGCCUACAACAUGGACAUCGAAGUUGUGCGGCCGGUUGCGGUUGUGGAAGGGGUCGAGAACCAGUUCAUACGGGCGAGUCGUCCAAAUGGCACGGAUUUGGCUUCAUGGAAUGAUUUUAAGGAGGAUGGAGAGGGAGAUGCUAAGAAGUGUUGA
Molecule: messenger RNA, 1743 nt
Organism: Penicillium macrosclerotiorum
Lineage: Eukaryota; Fungi; Ascomycota; Eurotiomycetes; Eurotiales; Aspergillaceae
Product: CAIB/BAIF family enzyme
Exons: 4
Coding region: 1-1743 (580 amino acids)
Molecular function (GO): catalytic activity
Source: RefSeq, a predicted model, not a curated record